Trichoplax adhaerens is the source of this 330-nucleotide messenger RNA. RefSeq lists its product as uncharacterized. The transcript has 5 exons. The record is from RefSeq and is a predicted model, not a curated record. NCBI's taxonomy places the organism in Eukaryota, Metazoa, Placozoa, Uniplacotomia, Trichoplacea, Trichoplacidae. The coding region runs from base 1 to 330 and encodes 109 amino acids. Gene Ontology annotation, molecular function: protein-disulfide reductase activity.
AUGGCCUUGUUUGUGGCUAACAAUGAAGAAUUUGAUCUUAUCAUUAAAUCAGCCGAUGAUAAAUUAGUUGUCAUUGAUUUUUAUGCUCAGUGGUGUGGUCCAUGUCGCCGUAUAGGGCCUAAAUACGAGGCUAUGAGUAAGGAUCCAGAAUAUGAAAAUGUUAUAUUUCUGAAGGUUGAUGUUGAUGAUAAUAGUGAUACUGCCGAAGCUUGUGGUAUCAGUUGCAUGCCAACGUUUCAAUUUUAUCAAAAUGGACAAAAGAUUGAUGAACUUUCUGGAUCUGACGAUUCACAACUUCUAGCUAAAAUUAAAGAAUUAAUGGUUCGAUAA